Messenger RNA from Lynx canadensis (Canada lynx), 1021 nucleotides. RefSeq names its product 2-acylglycerol O-acyltransferase 2-B-like. Bases 446 to 1021 code for a protein of 191 amino acids. The transcript is spliced from 3 exons. Lineage: Eukaryota; Metazoa; Chordata; Mammalia; Carnivora; Felidae. The record is from RefSeq and is a predicted model, not a curated record.
CCAGCAUCCGGCACCCACUUUCCCCUUUCCAGGAGGGAGGCAGGGCAGGGAUCUCUGGGGGCCCUUGAAGGCAUAGAAGGAAUGAGCCGGGACAGAAGGGCCUGAAACCAUGCAACAGGCAAGAGGGGGUCCUGAGUGUCACCCCCGCCGCUCCAUUCUACAGCCCAGGUGUGCCUGGCCGCGCUCAUCCCCGCGAUCCUAGGCAGAGCCUGGAUCCUAGCCCUCCUCUACCUGGUCUGGCUCUCUGGAGACAGGGACUGGCCACACGCAGGAGGCCACUGCUCUGCCUGGGUGGGCAACUGGGCCAUCUGGAGACAUUUCCAAGAUGGCUUUCCUGUCUUGGUGAGGGGCACCCAGGAACAGUGUGCCGCGUGGGGGCAAGGCUUUGGAACCGACUCUUCUCUGGUCACCCCUGAAAGUCUGAUCUCACUGCCAGGAUGGGGGUAUGUUCCCUGCAGAAGCCAGCAACUUCUGCACAGACACCUCGGGCUUCUUGGGCCUCUUUCCAGGCCUCUGGCCGCACCUGCUCAGGCUGUCAGGUUUGCUGUCCUCUGACAAGGCCAGCGCCGCCUAUCUGCUGUCCCGGCCUGAGGGCGGCCAGGUGGCAGUCCUGGCCGCGGGAGGGCUCCUGGAAGCGCUGGACCCAAAAGCGAGUGCGCUAACCUUGAGGAUCCGGAAUCAGAAGGGGUUUGUCAAGUUGGCACUGAGGCAGCGGCCAGUGGCCGGGCGGGACACCCGCGGGCUGCCCUGUCCGGGAGGAGUGCAGAGGGCCGGCCCCGAACGAGCUCUUCCAGCAGUUCCCGAGCCCUCCGGGCUCUCGGCGCGGAGAGCGCAGGAGGCGCCGAGGCCGCUGCUGAGGGUCGCCCUGCGGCUGUUCCACGGGAGCCUGCGUCUCCUCCCGCCCUUUCGCACGCCCCCCGGCACCGGCGGGGAGCCCCGGCCUCGGCCCACUCCUCCCCCCGCCCGCGCACCGGCUCCCCCCGGAGCUCGGGCCCCGCGCGCUCCCAGCUCCGGGAGGUGA